AAAAGAUCUCGCUCGCGCCGGGACGGGUCGGCCAUGGCGACCGACGAGCCACACGCGCGCUUUGGGUUGCACCUGCCGCUGGUCUACGGCGCCAAGGCCAAGUCCGCGCUAACGCCUUCAGAGCAGCAGAACCGGCUCCAUGGGCUCUGGAUAUCCGAGGCGCAGCGGGUCGUGGACGCCGACGUCGCCGAGCGCACCGAGGCCAUGAGCCUGCCACACAAGCUUGCGCGCAAGGCCAACAUCUACUUGGCCGAGAACCGGCGCCUCGACAUGCUGUUGCGGCGCAAGCCCACGCAGGCCAAAAUGAGGAGCCUGACGAAGCAGAAGAAGAAGAAGAAGACGAACCCGCGCAUCGUCGACGAUAUGCUGGCGCUCGAGCACCGCUACCGCGAAUGCGCCAAGGUGGUGCAAAAGGCAUGGCGGCGAUACAGCCAAAAGCAGUUUUGGGCCACGUACGUGCGCUACGUGCGCGCAAGCGUCGAGAUCCAACGCAUCAUGCGGGGUGUCCUCACACGCAAGUGGGUCCGGGUGUGGUAUCUCUCGCAACUGCGCUUUGUCUCCAAGAUCCAAGCGACGUACCGAAGCUUCCUUUACCAGCGCGUCUUGGCCACCAAGUUCCAGUGGGAGAGCUACAACGCCAGCGUCAUCCAGCGGUAUACACGCGGCUACUUUGGUCGCCGGCGCGCGCUUGCGAUCAAGCGCCAUCUGGCGGCGCUGCAUGUGCAGAUGCUCUGGCGCGGCGUCGCGAGCCGGAAGCGCUCGGACGCACAUUGGCUCAGUCGCAGCGCCAUUGUCGUUCAAAAGCACAUGCGGCGCUUCCUCGUCCAGCGCAAGACCCGCAGUUUGCGCGCCGCGUAUGACGUUGCCGCCGUGCACAUCCAGCGCCUCUUUCGCGGCAUGCGCGCCCGCGUGCGCGUCGAUUCGAUGCUGUUUGAGCGCGAGACGACGAAUCGCAAGCUGGUCAUGGACGUUCUGGACGCCGAGCUUGUCUGGUACAAGGAACACGUUCAGAAGCUCCAGCGCCGCGUCGACAAGUCCAAGCUCGAGACUCUGGUCGUUCAGAUGGAAAGUGAGCACCACCGCGCCCACGUUCGCAUCAACGACAUGGAGUGCGUCUACAUUGACAUGCAAGAACAGCGGCUGAAAAUGUCGCCGCGGGCGAUUACCGACGGCUGGCUGUACGAGAUGGAAGCAAAAAUCAAGGCGCAGCGGGCACAGAUCACGGCCGCCAAACUCGACGCUGUGUUUGGCCACGGCCUGCGAUUCCGUGCCAGCGUAACCAAGCUACAGACGCUGCAGCGACAGCGCGACGACGCGAUCGCACGCCGGGACGAAAUUGAGCGCUGGCGCGUCGAAGAGUUCCUCGACUACUGGGAGCGAGAUAUGCAUCACAUGGCGAUCCUCCGCGCGCGGCAGCGGCAGCAAAAAAUUGCCGACGAGCGUCGAAAAUGGCGCGUCACGCCGUGCACAAAGGAAGGCAAGGUGCGACUGCACGCGGCCGCGCGAGAAAGCACGGUGUUUUGCAUUGGCAGUUCGAAUUUGCUCGCCUUUUCCAAGGAAUUCCAAGCCCAGAAGAGCGCCGUGACGGCACUGACCGAGCAAGUCGCGCUCGUGUCGUCCACGGCGCAGCUGGAACAAGCGCAAACGAUGUUGAUGCCGCUCCUUGAUACGUUUACGAAAACGUACAACGGCGUGCACCAAGCCCUGCACAACGCCCCCCCGCGCCCGCACGCUGUGGCGAUCGAGCGCUCGACCAGCGUCGAUCCACCGUUAGAGACAGAAAUUGUAGUGAAGAAGAAGGUCAAGACACUGGGGCAGCAGCGCCGGAUGCGAGAUGCGCAUGUUCCGUGGUCACUCCUCGAUCAGCUCGCGGCGGAGAAGACCAAGCUGCAGACAGAGAAAGCGCUCGGUGCAGUAUUUAAGCGUCGAAAACCGAUCGGCGACGACUAGAAAAGAGACAAUAAUGUCAAUAUGUUUGAGGGAGUGAACGGUCUUGAAUUGC
Molecule: messenger RNA, 2002 nt
Organism: Saprolegnia diclina VS20
Lineage: Eukaryota; Oomycota; Saprolegniomycetes; Saprolegniales; Saprolegniaceae
Exons: 9
Coding region: 34-1950 (638 amino acids)
Molecular function (GO): protein binding
Source: RefSeq, a predicted model, not a curated record